Miscanthus lutarioriparius is the source of this 2847-nucleotide messenger RNA. NCBI's taxonomy places the organism in Eukaryota, Viridiplantae, Streptophyta, Magnoliopsida, Poales, Poaceae. The record is from the annotation of a GenBank genome assembly.
AUGGCGUCGCCGGAGCAGGAGGCGGCGGUCGCCGCGGCCGUCGUGGAGGACGUGAUGCGGCAGCAGGGCGGAGGAUGCGGCGGCUCAGGAGGAGGAGGAGAUACGGUUGGGUCCUGGAGGAACCUCGACAUUGCCUGGCGCAAGUCGGAGGAAGCUGCAAUAAGAAGGUAUGAGGCAGCCAACUGGUUGCGAAGGAUAGUUGGGGUAGUGUGUGCGAAGGACCUUGCAGAAGAGCCUUCCGAGGAGGAAUUCCGUGUUGGCCUGAGAAAUGGCAUUAUUCUCUGCAAUGCACUCAAUAAGAUUCAACCUGGUGCGGUACCCAAGGUUGUGGAGGUGCCAUCGGAUUCUACUGUCCCUGCCGAUGGUACAGCUCUGUGUGCAUAUCAGUACUUUGAGAAUGUGAGGAAUUUCCUCAUUGGCCUGCAAGAUUUAGGUCUUCCAACAUUUGAGGCAUCAGACCUGGAAAAGGGUGGACAAGGUGUUCGAGUUGUAGACUGUGUUCUUGCUCUGAAGUUAUUUUGUGAUGCUAAGCAAGUGGGAAAACAAUCUCCAUUCAAAUAUGGUGGCAUUGUAAAGCCUUUGUCUGCAAAGUAUGCCAUUCGCAAGAAUAAUGAACCUUUUAUGAAGGUGAUGAUAAGGAGUCACUCAGCUGAAUUACUUCGAGAUGGCAUAUCACUGGAGCAAAUAGGUCUUGAUUUUUCUCUAGAACCCACUGAAACAACUACUCCAGACUCCAUCCGGAUGCUUGUUCAAACAGUUCUCUCAGAUAAGAAACCAGAAGAAAUUCCUUCAGUUGUAGAAUCACUCUUGAGCAAAGUAAUUAAUGAAUUUGAGCGCCGUAUUGCAAGCCAGAGUGAAUUGGUAUAUUCACUUCUUUUACCAACCUCUCAAUUCUUGCUAGUGGACUCUACACAAGUGGAGUCUACUUCCCCCAGUGAUCUGGAAGAGGCCACUGAAAAUAUUAAGAUGGACGAAGUUGAGAAGAAUGCGUCAAGUCUGACGGAAGAUGUAAGUACAUUAGUACCUGCACCACUAAGCAAUGAUAAUGUCAACAAACAUAUGCCAAAGCCAGUGAGAAAUUUUGAUCGAGAACAGAAACACAUCCAGGAUUUGAAAAGUAACAUGUCCACUGUUAAGUCUUGCAUGGAGCAGUUAAAACUGUUGUACUCUGAAGACCUUAAAAAGCUUGGUGAUCAUUUGCGUAUUGUUUCUCAUGCGGCUUCUGGAUACCGUAAGGUUGUUGAGGAAAACCGCAAGCUUUACAACCAAAUACAAGACCUUAGAGGAAAUAUCAGAGUUUACUGUCGAGUGAGACCUUUCCUUCCUGGAAAAGUAAGUUCCUCGAGCAGUGUUGCUGGAAUAGAAGACAGAACCAUCACACUUAUGGUACCAUCAAAAUAUGGAAAAGAUGCAAAGAAGUCUUUUACUUUCAACAGUGUCUUUGGGCCUCUGGCCACACAAGAGGAGGUCUUUACAGACAUGCAACCUUUGGUCCGUUCUGUUCUUGAUGGCUUCAAUGUUUGUAUAUUUGCAUAUGGUCAAACUGGAUCGGGAAAGACCUUUACAAUGAGUGGUCCCAAAAUUUUGACAGAAGAAGGGCUCGGUGUCAACUACAGAGCACUAAAUGAUCUAUUCAAUAUCCAGGAGCAGAGGAAAGAUACAAUUUGUUACGAAAUUGCUGUACAGAUGAUGGAGGUCUACAACGAGCAAAAAGGAAUUGCAGUUCCAGAUGCAAAUGUGGUUCCAGUCACAUCGACCUCUGAUGUAAUUGACUUGAUGAAUCUUGGCCAAAAGAAUCGUGCAGUUUGCUCAACUGCCAUGAAUGACCGAAGUAGUCGCUCCCAUAGCUGUCUGACUGUUCAUGUUCAAGGACGAGAUUUAACAUCUGGAACAGUCCUAAGAGGUUGCAUGCAUCUUGUGGAUCUAGCUGGCAGUGAAAGAGUUGAUAAAUCUGAAGUGGUAGGAGAUAGAUUAAAGGAGGCAGCGCACAUAAACAAGUCACUGGCUGCACUAGGUGAUGUGAUUGCAGCCCUAGCCCAGAAAAGCACACAUGUUCCUUACAGAAAUAGCAAACUUACUCAACUAUUACAAGACUCUCUUGGAGGACAAGCGAAAACAUUGAUGUUUAUUCACAUAGCUCCAGAACCAGAUGCUGUUAGUGAGUCCAUAAGUACUUUGAAGUUUGCCGAGCGUGUUGCCACUAUUGAGCUUGGAGCAGCCAAGUCAAACAAGGAAGGAGGAGAAGUCAGAGAGCUCAAAGAACAGAUUGCUUGCCUCAGGGCAGCAUUAGCUAGGAAAGAUGGAGAUCAUGAGAGCAUACGAAGCACUCAAUCAAGCCCAGACAUAUAUAGAAUGAGAACGGGUAAUGCAUCACCUGCAUCGAGGCACCCAAUAGAAGAUGGAAGUAUAGAGAACGACUCAGCAUUGGGAGAUUUGGCUGAGCACUCACAGUUCGGGAGCAGCAAUUCCCUGCCAGAGUUGGGACCUGAUGGCACACAAGAUCUAGCCUUCUACCAAAGAAGCAGCCCUGAACAGCAAUGGAGCUGGUCUGGGUCUGUUGCAACAGAGGAUUCCGAUGAUUUCGAGGUUGCAACUAAUUGCUCGUCAGAGCUAGAUUGUGUGAGACCAUCUAGUGCCCCAAAAGCUUCAGGUUUAACAAAUGGAGGGGGCUCAGCUGCAAGAAAGACCCAACUCAAAGGUGCAAAAAGUUCAGACCUUAGAGUGAAUCCUGCAAAAAGGUCAUCGCCAUUACAGAAAAAGCUGAGUGCACCCUCACCAACGCUAAUCAAGAAGAGCGGUGCUGAAGGAAAGAAAACUCCAAAUGGUAAAACAGGAACCAAGAAGUAA